ACCGCACCGCAUACAGCGAUCCCAGAACCAGAACCAGAACUCAACAAGCGAGAUUUGGCGACUUGAAUGGAACCGCUAAAUUUGUAAUUGUAGCUCUAGAAAUUCUGUUGAAGAUGAUGGCUUCGAAGCUCUCCCCUGCAUUCUUUACAUGGUUCAUCUUGUUAACUUGUUUGUUCUUCUUCUACCUCUACUCCUCCUUUCUUCCUUUUUACUCUCUCUCUCCAACCCCAAUGCAGUCUCUGAAAUCCCCACUUAAAGAAUCCCAGAAGAAUCCACAGUUAGAGCGAAGACACCCUUCUCCAAUUUGCAACUUGUUUAGGGGGCAUUGGGUUCGAGAUCCAAGUUACAGACCCAUCUAUGACGAAAACUGCCCUUUCCAUCGCAACGCUUGGAAUUGCUUAAGGAACAAGAGAGAUAACAUGGAGGAGAUCAACUCGUGGAGAUGGGUGCCUGAAAAUUGCACUUCUACGCGGAUCGAUCCCGUUGCAUUUUUGGACUUGAUGAGGAAUAAGAAAAUUGGGUUUAUUGGCGAUUCUUUGAACGAAAAUUUCUUGGUUUCGUUUCUUUGCAUUCUCCGGGUGGCAGAUGAAGGUGCAAAAAAAUGGAAGAGGAAAGGGGCUUGGAGAGGCGGGUACUUCCCCAAGUUUAAUGUCACGGUUGCUUACCAUCGGGCUGUCUUGCUCGCCAAAUACGAGUGGCACCCUGAGAAGCAGUUAAAUCUGACAGGUCAAGAUAGAUUGAAGGGGAUAUACCGAGUAGAUGUUGAUAUUCCUGCAGAUGAUUGGGUUGAAGUCACAAAAUUUUAUGAUGUAUUGAUAUUCAAUACUGGACACUGGUGGGGCUUUGAUAAAUUUCCUAAAGAGACACCUCUUGUAUUCUAUAAGAAUGGGCAUCCUAUACUUCCACCACUCGGAAUAUUAGAUGGGCUUCAAACUGUUCUUGAGAGUAUGGUCUCUUAUAUACAAAGGGAAGUCCCUUAUGGGACCCUUAAAUUCUGGCGUUUGCAGUCCCCAAGGCAUUUUUAUGGUGGUGAGUGGAAUCAGAAUGGUAGUUGCCUGUUCAACAAGCCUCUUGAAGAGGACCAGCUUGACACAUGGUUUGAUCCAAGGAACUCAGGAUUCAACAAAGAAGCAAGACAAGUGAACCAUCUGAUUGAGAAGGCAUUACAGGACACAGAUAUCCAGUUGCUAGACCUUACCCAUUUGAGUGAAUUUAGAGUAGAUGCCCAUCCUGCAAUUUGGCUAGGGAAGAAGGAUGCAGUAGCUAUUUGGGGUCAGGAUUGCAUGCACUGGUGCCUUCCAGGUGUCCCAGACACAUGGGUUGACAUCUUGUCGGCAAUGAUUCAUCGUGGCUUGGAAAUUGUGUGAUUCAUGGAAGAGAAAACAAUGGUUAUCAGGAAAGGUAUUGCACUAGGUCAGCCUUGUUUAGAGAGAGCAAGUUGUUCUUAGUGGAGGAGUCAAGCGGUUCAUGGCAUUACCAAGGAUUAAGUUAUAACAUCUCUCGUGCAAGGAUGUUUUCUCCAGGGUAAAGAUGAUUGAUUCCAUGAUCUCACGAGAAGCAUCUUUGCAUUUGAUAUUUUGAUGUUCAAAUCAAUUUAGGCAAUAUUGAAGCUUCACACAUGGCGAAUCCUUUUCUUACGCACAGAUUUUUUUUUUGAAAUCCCAUUUCUGAGGGGGAUUGCAGUCCAAAAAUCCCAUUUUUUUUCACCCAAUCUGAAGUGGGGAUUAUCAAGUUGAGGCAGUGAUAUCGACUUUCAUCUCAUGUUUAGGUUUCUCAAUUAAAUUUGAUGGUGAUAUGUAUCUUGCCACUAAAUUAUGUACUGAAAGUGUUUUUCCACGUUAUGCUAUUAGUAUUAGGCCUCCUACUACCUAACCCACCUUUUUUCUUUGUUUAAAUAUCAUCAUCAUCAUCAUCUAAGCCUUCUUCCAACCAUAUGGACUUUGUUUAACUAUAGAUGUUACAAACAAAUAUAUUAUAGAUCUAAUGAUUGUACUA
This is a messenger RNA of Nelumbo nucifera (sacred lotus), 1995 nucleotides long. It is a transcript of the gene TBL12, whose product is annotated as trichome birefringence-like protein (DUF828). NCBI's taxonomy places the organism in Eukaryota, Viridiplantae, Streptophyta, Magnoliopsida, Proteales, Nelumbonaceae. Gene Ontology annotation, molecular function: O-acetyltransferase activity. The record is from RefSeq and is a predicted model, not a curated record. Gene Ontology annotation, cellular component: Golgi apparatus.